UCACCCGCGGUCGCCUCGGGCGGGGAUCGGUGCCCCGAAGCGCAAAGCCUGACGCGCCCCCCUCCCUGUCCCCCCCCACCCCCAUCUCCCACCACCCAGUCCCCGGCAGCGAUGAGACAGAGCGGCGCCUCCCAGCCCCUGCUGAUCAACAUGUACCUGCCAGAUCCCGUCGGAGACGGUCUCUUCAAGGAAGGAAAGAACCCGAGCUGGGGGCCUCUGAGCCCCGCAGUGCAGAAAGGCAGCGGACAGAUCCAGCUGUGGCAGUUUCUGCUAGAGCUACUGGCCGACCGCGCGAACGCCGGCUGCAUCGCGUGGGAAGGCGGCCACGGCGAGUUCAAGCUCACGGACCCGGACGAGGUGGCGCGGCGCUGGGGCGAGCGCAAGAGUAAGCCCAACAUGAACUAUGACAAGCUGAGCCGCGCACUGCGCUACUACUACGACAAAAACAUCAUGAGCAAGGUGCACGGCAAGCGCUACGCCUACCGCUUCGACUUCCAGGGCCUGGCGCAGGCCUGCCAGCCGCCCCCCGCGCACGCCCACGCCGCCGCCGCCGCCGCCGCCGCCGCCGCCGCCGCCGCCCAGGACGGCGCGCUCUACAAGCUGCCCGCGGGCCUCGCCCCGCUGCCCUUCCCCGGCCUCUCCAAACUCAACCUCAUGGCCGCCUCCGCCGGCGUCGCGCCCGCCGGCUUCUCCUACUGGCCUGGCCCGAACCCCGCUGCCACCGCCGCCGCCGCCACCGCCGCACUCUACCCCAGCCCCGGCUUACAGCCCCCGCCCGGGCCCUUCGGUGCGGUGGCCGCCGCCUCGCACUUGGGGGGCCAUUACCACUAGACAGGGCGGCCAGGUGCCGCGCGACCGCUCCCACACGCCUUGCCCAGCUCCAUCCACAUCC
Castor canadensis (American beaver) is the source of this 892-nucleotide messenger RNA. RefSeq names its product FEV transcription factor, ETS family member (gene Fev). Gene Ontology annotation, biological process: cell differentiation; regulation of transcription by RNA polymerase II. Gene Ontology annotation, molecular function: sequence-specific DNA binding; DNA-binding transcription factor activity, RNA polymerase II-specific. NCBI's taxonomy places the organism in Eukaryota, Metazoa, Chordata, Mammalia, Rodentia, Castoridae. The record is from RefSeq and is a predicted model, not a curated record. Gene Ontology annotation, cellular component: nucleus.